ACACUCUAUAUAUACGUAUAUGGAGUAUAACAUAUGAUUAUCAGCUUCUCUUCAUUCUCUUUUUUGCUAUUAUCUUUCUUCUAACUAUACUUCUUUUUCUUCUUCUUCUUCCAUCAUGGUGGUGGCUCAUCAGCUUACUCCGCCGUCUAGCCGACAAGAAAAAUUACGUGACAUUGAGCUUCCCAUCAUAGACCUUAUGGCCGAAAGAUCGGAAGUGUCAAAGCUCAUUGUUAAAGCCUCUGAAAACUUUGGUUUCUUCAAAGUCAUCAACCAUGGUGUCCCUCAACAAGUAAUCAAAGCAAUGGAAGAUGAAAGCUACGGUUUUUUCUCUAAACCGGCUUCACAAAAACAACGUGCUGGACCGACAAAUCCCUAUGGCUAUGGCUGCAAGAACAUAGGGAUCAAUGGAGAUUAUGGAGAAGUUGAAUAUUUGCUUCUUCACACCAACCCUUUGUCUAUCUUUCAAAGAUCCAAUACUAUUUCCAAUGACCCAACCCUCUUUAGGUGGGCAGUGAAUGGUUACAUGGAAGCAGUUAGGGAGUUGGCAUGUGAAAUAUUAGAGCUGAUGGCAGAAGGAUUAAGGGUCUCAGACACCUCAGUGUUUAGCAACUUCCUUAGGGACUCAGAUUCAGACUCUCUCCUUAGGCUCAAUCACUAUCCUCCACUGCAACUCCUACAACUUCACAAUACUAGAAAUAAUAGAAUUGGUUUUGGAGAGCAUACUGACCCUCAGAUCUUGACCAUCUUGAGAUCCAAUGAUGUUCCUGGCCUUCAAAUCUCACCUCAUGAAGAUGGUUCCUGGGUCCCUGUCUCUCCUCACCCUUCUACUGCCUUCUGUGUCAAUGUGGGCGACGCACUACAGGCACUGACGAACGGAAGGUUUUUGAGUGUAAGGCAUAGGGCGAUGGUGAAUUCUUGUCGAACGAGGAUGUCAAUGGCCUAUUUUGGUGCUCCAGCAACCAAUACCAGGAUAGCUUGUUCCCCCGAGCUGCUCUCACCACACAAAACUAAUCUGUACAGGCCUUUCACUUGGGAUGAGUAUAAGAAAGCUACUUAUUCCAGGAAACUUGGAGACACUCGCCUCCACUUCUUUAGGGUACAAUCAGAUCAUGAUGAUCUUAGUGAAUGAUCUCGAUACUUUUAUUAGAAGGAGAAAAAAAAAUGAGGCUUGAAUGGUUCUGUAGAUCCCCAAAGGGGAAUUUUGUUUCAGCCCAUUCCCUCUGCUCUUGGUUUACUGGGUUUUAACUAUUUACUAAGACUACUAGCUCUAAUACUCAAUUAAAAAAAGAAAGCGGAUGUGGUUUUCUCUUGUA
Messenger RNA from Lycium barbarum (goji berry), 1313 nucleotides. Its product is annotated as gibberellin 2-beta-dioxygenase 2-like. The record is from RefSeq and is a predicted model, not a curated record. Bases 116 to 1129 code for a protein of 337 amino acids. Gene Ontology annotation, biological process: gibberellin catabolic process; response to light stimulus. NCBI's taxonomy places the organism in Eukaryota, Viridiplantae, Streptophyta, Magnoliopsida, Solanales, Solanaceae. The transcript has 3 exons.